Molecule: messenger RNA, 362 nt
Organism: Paramecium pentaurelia
Lineage: Eukaryota; Ciliophora; Oligohymenophorea; Peniculida; Parameciidae
Source: the annotation of a GenBank genome assembly
AUGUUAAAAAAAAUUGUUUUGCUUUUGAUUCUUAUAGUAGCUAUCCAAUCUAGACAUCAUAGACUGAGACCAACUAAAUCAGAUGUUGGACAUAACUUAGCAAUGAAACCUGGAGAUGCUUGUUUACCAACAACUAAUUUAAGUGGAUAGAAAAAAGAAGAAACUGCUGCCAAUUAAGCUAGAAAACAUUUAACUGUACAUUAAUAAUAUAAAAUUAGAAAUUUGCAGAUGAUUUGACAGAAGAAAAUAGAAAAGCAACAGAAAAAUAACCAUUCCCAAAUUUAUACACAUAUUAAGAUGAUAAUUGUGUUGGAAAAGCUUAAGAUCCCCCUAAAAGAGAUAGAAGAAUGAGAAGAAGUUGA